Messenger RNA from Pyrus x bretschneideri (Chinese white pear), 2383 nucleotides. Its product is annotated as pentatricopeptide repeat-containing protein At4g01570-like. The record is from RefSeq and is a predicted model, not a curated record. Gene Ontology annotation, molecular function: protein binding. The transcript has a single exon. Lineage: Eukaryota; Viridiplantae; Streptophyta; Magnoliopsida; Rosales; Rosaceae. Bases 1181 to 2017 code for a protein of 278 amino acids.
CAUAGUAGCUUCACUAAAAAAUGCAUGAUGAAAUGGAUACAUAGUUUUCAUGCAGAGAGAGAGUACUUUUAAAUCUUUUUAUAGAAUAUGAGACAACUAUAAAAAGAUAUCUAGCAUUAUAUCUUAGGUACAUGUAUAAUAUACCAAUUUGAUGUGCGCCUAAGUAAAUCUUUUAGGAUUGUCAAUUGGCCAAAAUAUAUUGGACAAUAAUCAAAAGAAAGCACUUUUAGUUGGUUAACUAUUAUAAACUAUUGAAAUUAGAAUGAAACUAUGUAGUUUCAAAAUUGGAGAAGACCACUUGCGAAGAAAACUAUAAUAUAAAUGUGAAUUGCAAAUAUAAAUCCAAUUUUCAAACAAAAUUCACCAAUAUAAAUCUGAAAUUUGAAUUGUCUACGUUUUCUAUUAAAACCCAGCGUUUAUCCUUUAGCCAUCAUACGUCUCAAACAAUACCGUUUCAUCAAUAAUUCUAAAACCAUUCAUACUCAUACCAAUCAACUCUAUUAAGCUCAAACCAAUUCGGUCUAAUACGUAACAAAAAAGUUGUACUUCAUAUUUACGAUACCAUGUCUCCUUUCCAUGUCCCUUGGUGAAGUCAAUAUCGUCCCACCAACUGACCAUUAUUGUGCAAUAGUUAAAAUCUACCCCACGCGAUCUUGCCACUGGAGGAGCAGUUUCUGCCAUCGUAAAAAGCAUUGCGUCCUCUCGCUCCAUCCUUUACCAAAUUGUUGCCACUGACGCUCUCUCCAAACAUUGUCCUUACAAGUGUAAAUUAGACCAGUACAAUGAUACACAAAGAAAGACAUGAAAGAAGUGGGAGAACACUUAUCAUCGAAGAAAUUAUGCGAUAAUCAACCAUAGAACGCAUUUGUGACUUAAAGAAGAAGGGUCAGUUUGUUGAUGGUGUAAGGACAGUCUGCUUCAGGAAGCGCUAGAAUUAGUGGAAGAAAUUGAAAGGAGAGGCUUUACUGUUGAUUUAAUUACUGUAUCGUCACUUGUGAUUGGGCUGUAUAAAGGUCGGUGGGAUUGGACGGACAAGCUCAUGAAGCACAUUAGAGAUGGUAACCUAGUGCGGAGUGUUCUUAAAUGGAAGGUUGAUAUGGAGGCUUCACUGAAAAAUCCGCAGAGAAAUAGAAAGGAUUAUACACCAUUGUUCCCAAGUUAAGGUGACUUGAGCGAGAUUAUGAGUUUAAUAAAGUCUGCUGUAUCAACAAUGGAUGCAGACCUAGAUUCAGAGGCUGCCAGGGCUAAAGAAGAUGAUAAGAAUUUGUCCACCGAUGAGGAUCAGUGGUCAUCAUCUCCACAUAUGGAUGAAUUGGCUCAUCAACUUAAGGCUGCCGAUCACUCCUCGCAGCUGUUUUCAUUGUCCAGGGGGCUAAGAGUUCAAGCGAAAGGGGAAAGCACUUUUGAUAUUGACAUGGUUAAUACUUUUUUGUCCUUAUUCUUGGCCAAGGGAAAGCUGAGCAUAGCAUGCAAAUUUUUUGAGAUUUUCAGUGACCUUGGUGAAAACCCCGUGAGUUAUUCCAUGAUGAGUUCGUUUGUCAAGAAGGGCUACUUCAAUGAGGCACGGGGUGUACUCAAUGAAAUGGGAGAAAAGGUUUGCCCCACAGACGUAGCUACAUACAAUGUGAUAAUUCAAGGCUUGGGGAAGAUGGGUAGAGCGGAUCUGGCGAGUUCUGUCCUAGAUAAGCUAAUUAAGCAGGGUGGUUAUCUUGACGUGGUUAUGUACAACACCUUGAUUAAUGCACUAGGGAAGGCUAGCAGGAUUGAUGAAGUAAACAAGCUCUUUGAGCAGAUGAAGAGUAGUGGAAUAAAUCCUGAUGUUGUCACUUUUAAUACACUUAUUGACGUUCAUAGCAAAGCAGGUCCGCUAAAAGAUGCAUAUAAGUUUUUGAAAAUGAUGCUCAAUGCAGGCUGCACCCCGAACCAUGUUACUGACACGACUUUAGAUUUUCUGGGCAAGGAGAUUGAGAAAAUGAGGUACCAGAAGGCAUCCAUGGUGCGCAAUAAGGAUGACUGACCUUGAUAAGAAUUUGUACACUUCAAUUCAACUGUAGUUCAACCUGCUAUGGCUUUCAGCUCAUAAAUGUUAAAUGAAAAUUUGAAGGCCAAAAGUGUAGUCGUGUGUUGAGGUGCCUUUUCGACCUAUAAUCAUGUCAUGCUCAGCUUCGGUCAUUUCUCAGGGUAAUUCGAAUUGCUAGAGGUGAAACUCCAGGUCAGUACCUACUAAACGGUUAGAAUGUAAUGUUACUAGAAUAUUUGUUUUUCUUCCAAAACUCAGAAAUAUAUAAUUGAGCUUUGUUAAGCUAGAAGGUAGAUUAUUUGAUUCUGGUAGUGAUUUAUGCAAAAAUUUGAAUGAUAAUGUUACUACUGCGUAUUAGUUUUC